Molecule: messenger RNA, 2086 nt
Organism: Lottia gigantea (owl limpet)
Lineage: Eukaryota; Metazoa; Mollusca; Gastropoda; Lottiidae
Exons: 4
Coding region: 338-1405 (355 amino acids)
Source: RefSeq, a predicted model, not a curated record
GUGAGGGUGUUCCGCUCUAUCUACCGUCACGUUUAUACUUUUUACAUCUACCUCAAUUAUAUAGUCAGAUAUAGGCAUAGAUAUAACAUCUACCUUUAUAAUCUUUCUCUUUAUACAUUUCGUUUUCGUCAAGAUUCACUGAAGACAGGGUGAUAGAUACAACAUUUAUGGAUUUUAAGAAAUAAACUUGAAGCCUCGAGGAAAAAAUAACAUAUUUUGGUAGUAUUUUAAUGGUGUAUAUCUGCUUUUAAUUUAAACUAUCUGGAGUGGAACAGGACAGUAUUUAUUGAGGAUAAAGACUUAUUGUUACAAUAUAUUCUCUAUAAACGGAUCAAAGAUGCACGAGAAAGCUUGGAUAGGCAUGUGCUUCUUCAUUUCCCUUAUUGGUGCUCUGCUUCAAAUAGCAGCUUAUGUCACUCCUAUGUGGUUAUGGAUAGUGAAGGGGGACUUCUAUCUUGGUAUCGGUUUAUGGUUUGUAGUUGGAUGUGGUGACAACUGUACAGCAGCUCAAGACAGUGAUCCCGUUUUCAGUACCGAAAGCAAUUCAUACUACAGUAAUGCAGUGUUCAACGUCUUGCGUGGGUUUGAGACAGCGUGUUUGAUUGGUGCAAUUUUAUUAUGUAUAUUCCUCUUAAUACUUUUCAUUGGUUGGAGUACAUGGAACAAUAUGGCGCAAUUACGAACUUCAGCCAUCAUAAUGUCUUUUAUAACAUGGCUAUGUUUACUUUUUGGGCUAGGAAUAUAUAUCGGAGGAUAUCAUGAUAUAAUAUACUACAGCCCACGAUUAUUUGAUUCAGAAAGUUUUCCCUGGUCAGCUAUUCUCUCAAUCCUAGCUUUGAUUUGUAUAUUACUGGUAACUAUAUUCUUGCUCUGCUGCACCACAUCUCCAAAACCCUUGAUUGGUAUUCCGAUUUCCGGCGAUUCAAAGAUGGCUCUGACACCCACUAUGACGGACUUCCAGAACGGAAAGAAGUACUACGUUCCGUCACCGUAUACCGACGACCGCCGCAUAGCAGGUUUAAAUGAUGAAAAACCAGCAAUACACAACGGGAUAGGUUACAAUAAUAAAGCCUAUAUCACUGAUUAUGAAGAUCGCAAUUACAAUCCUACUAGUUACAGACCACGUUCUUACGCUGAACCAUCGAGAAUACAGGAUGACAUCUCCUACAGAUCAGCUCCUCAACCUAACUUUCAGAGUCUAGAUAGAUAUCGUGAACCAAAAUAUCUUGAAAGUAAUGAACCUGUUUAUUCCCACUAUAUAGAGAGAGCUCGUCCACCAGCAGGAGGUCUUUCCGUGCUUCCACCGAUCACCAGUAACCCCGACCGCAGUAAAUAUACUGAUCAAGUUCGACUCGGUGCCUCUACAGCCUUUAUGUAUAGACCAUACGCCCCUGAACGAUAUUAAUAUUGUUACUAACCGUUUGAUUAAAAUCAUAUAAUCAAAAUAUUUUAAGAAAAAAAUAAUUUUAUAACUUAAAAUUUUUCAUUUGGAAGAAAUGGAUUGGGAGAAAAACCGAUAUUAAUGAUUUGCAUGUUAAAGGUGUGUUAUAAUCCGUUGGUUAAGGCCGGGACACCUUUUAUGUUGUUGGUGCAAUGAAAAUCUUCAUCCAUGUUUGUCAAGGAUUCUGGAAUGUUAAACUUACAAUUUGUACUAGUAGGUUAACUAAUUCAUCGGCCUGUUACUUGCUGGUUACUGUAUAUUCAUUGCUUCACUGCAGGCAGCUUCAUUCUCAAAAGAAGUGAACUAAAAAUACCUUUAAACAUCACGGAGGGGAAGCUCAUUUUCAAAGAUGGUUUGCUUUCAGUGUAGUUUAAGAAAUAUUUUUUUUUAAAUAUUUCCACUUGAACGUCUACAUUCAACAGAAUAUGAAAAUCUAUUUGACUAUCUACAGACUUCAACAUAAUUUUAAUACAUUUUCAAUUUUUUUUUUAUCUAACAUCACUAAUAUUAUACUAUAUCUAAAUGUAUUGUAAAUAUUUAAAUGUAUGUCAUUACUAAUGUGGUCUUUUUAAAAUAAAUAUUAAUUUUUGAAUUAAAUUAAAUGUAUUGUUUGUUUUUUGCAUUAAAGAUUAGAAUUAAAACUAC